Molecule: messenger RNA, 1273 nt
Organism: Parasteatoda tepidariorum (common house spider)
Lineage: Eukaryota; Metazoa; Arthropoda; Arachnida; Araneae; Theridiidae
Gene: NKAIN
Product: Sodium/potassium-transporting ATPase subunit beta-1-interacting protein
Biological process (GO): regulation of sodium ion transport
Source: RefSeq, a predicted model, not a curated record
AGGGGAUGGCAAAAAUUUUAAGGGGGAAAAAGUGAAAGAACCGCUAUUGUAUUGUUUAUUUUGUUUUUGUUUAUUCUGAUAAAUAUGUGACUGAAGAAUUCAAGUUUUCUCAAGAAAUUAUCUAUCAGUUGUAAUCGUUAAUCGACUCUUUUUAAACUUGUGAUUCUUUCUCCUCUUGUUUUAUAGCAUUCUAAGCUCUAGUAAUUAAUUUGAUAGAUAUGAGUAGUUUACCAAUAAUGCGGAUGUUAUUUUUUGUGAUUGACUCAAUUCUUGUUUUAUUUGUUUGAUCAUGGCCUGUUGUGCUGUUCGUUGUAUUUUAAUUACAACAUGUGUAAUUCAAUUGGUAUCUACAAUUCAAAGACAAAUUUUAGAUUUCUUGGGUUAUAUGUGGACUCCCAUCCUGGUUAAUUUUUUUCAAAUAAUCUUUGCAAUAUUAGGAAUAUUUGGAGCUUACCAAUAUAAAAUUAAGUACAUAACAUGUUAUGCUGUCUGGACUUCACUGUGGCUAGGAUGGAAUGUAUUUGUUAUAUGCGUCUAUUUUGAAGCUGGCAUUUUAACCAGGGAUACAGAAGUGUUGAAUAUGGGCACUGGAAGUCGUAGCUGGUGGCUAGUAAAUGGAGCUGGCUGUAGACCAAUUUACAAUACAUCACACGAAGAUCCAUUCUAUUUUCCAACUCCGUCCUCCGUUGAAGGAUGUGUUAUAGAAUAUUUUUAUAUUGAAGCCAUUCAGGCUGCUGUCCAGUGUUUCUUGGCAAUUCUUGGUAUAAUAUCUGCCUCCUUUACAAUUUAUGUUUUUACUAGAGAUGAUGAUUCUUGUUCAGUGAAACAGAUUAGAAACCUUCCCUACAGCAUUGAAUAUCACAAUGACACAUCAGCUCCUGACAUCAAUUCUAGCAACUGCCAACGUCCUAUGACACCCAGAAAAGUGAAGCAGCGCUCAACACGCUCAAAACGGGGCUCUAGAAGGCGAUACUAUCAGAACCCCGUCACUAAGCUCAUCAAUGCUUCCAACAACCAGAAUAAUUAUAAUGCAGAUUAUUACCCUGCACACGUGAACACUGCCUUUUCAAUGUCACAACCGCCUUCGGAAGCUGGUUCACGGCCAACUUCUGCCCUUUACCUAAAUGGCAGGCCUAGUCCAAUCUACAUGAACGAAACAGAUACUGUUAUUUAGGGAAAAUCUACCACUUAGGGAAAAAAUUUAUUUAUUGCUCAGGGAAAUUUAUUUCCAUUGAACCUAGAUGUUGUGCCAUUUGUUGCUGUGUUGAGUCUU